Molecule: messenger RNA, 1538 nt
Organism: Cydia splendana
Lineage: Eukaryota; Metazoa; Arthropoda; Insecta; Lepidoptera; Tortricidae
Product: myrosinase 1-like
Exons: 11
Coding region: 1-1488 (495 amino acids)
Biological process (GO): carbohydrate metabolic process
Molecular function (GO): beta-glucosidase activity
Source: RefSeq, a predicted model, not a curated record
AUGGGGCAAUAUUUAUUUAGUGCGGUGCUGGCGACAGCGGUGGCGGAGCGGCGCUUCCCUGCCGGCUUCAAGUUCGGCGUCGCAUCCUCCUCCUACCAGAUUGAGGGGGGAUGGAACGCCAGCGAUAAAGGCGAGAGCAUCUGGGAUCGGUUCGUGCACACCACGCCGGAAGCCAUCGUCGACGGCAGCAACGGCGACGUGGCCUGCGACUCCUACCACCGCUGGAGGGAGGACGUGCAGCUGCUGGAGAACCUCAAUGUGGACUUCUACAGGUUCUCCAUAUCGUGGCCUCGGGUGCUGCCGACCGGGUUCCCGAACCGCUUGAGCGAGCACGGGGCGCGGUACUAUGGGGACCUGAUAGACGCCCUACUGGAGCGCGGCAUAGAACCUGUAGUCACCAUGUACCAUUGGGAACUGCCACAGACUCUGCAGGACUUAGGAGGCUGGGCCAACCCGCUGAUCGCCGACUGGUUCGCGGACUACGCGCGGGUGCUCUUCGACCUGUACGGGGACCGCGUGCAAACGUGGUUGACCAUCAACGAGCCACUGAUAUGUGACUUCGGCUACGACGGGAUCUUCGCGCCGGGGUUGCAGUCUGCAGGACGCGGCUCAUAUUUGUGCUCUAAGUAUAUGUUGCUGGCGCAUGCAAGGGCGUACAGGCUGUAUGAGCGGGAAUACAAGCCUAAGUACGGAGGGACGGUGUCCCUCGUCAACCAGGUGUACUGGUUGGAGCCCCAGACGGAGCAGGACGCCGAGCUAACGGAGCUCGUCAGGGACAUCUCGAUCGGUCGCUACGCGCACGCUGUAUUCUCGGCGGAGGGGGGCUGGCCGCCGGCGCUGGAGCGCUACAUAGCACAGAAGAGCGCGGAGGAAGGCGAGCCCCGCUCCAGGCUGCCGGCCUUCACUCAGGAGGAGAUCGAGCUGAUUAGGGGCUCGUCCGACAUGUUCGCGAUAAACCACUACGCGACGGCGGCGGUGAGCGCGGCGGCGCCGGACGCCACGUACGGCGUGUUCGCGGUGGAGGGCGUCGCCGAGCUGGGCGCCGCCGUCGCUCCGCGCCCGGAAUGGCCGCCCACCGCCUCCGACUGGUUCACGUUGUAUCCCGAGGGUUUCCGUGGGGCCCUGCUAUACUUGAAACAGCAGUACGGGGACGUGGAGUUCUUCGUGACGGAGAACGGGUAUGCGGGCUCCGAUGACCCCCUGGACGACGAGCCUAGGGUCCAGUACCACCGCGACUACCUGGCACAGGUACUCCUGGCGAUGGAGGAGGAUGGAGUCCGCGUGGCGGGCUACAGCGCCUGGUCGCUCAUGGACAGCUACGAGUGGAUGACCGGCUACCAGGCGAGCAUGGGGCUCCACCACGUGGACUUCUCAUCCCCCGACCGCACGCGCACGCCGCGCCGCUCCGCGCACUACUACGCGCAGGUCGCGCGCACGCACGACAUCGACGUCGAUUACAGCUUCCAUGAGGGGGACAACAAGCUGUAGACAUCCCUCUCACGUCUACAACAGGAGCAUGGGGCUGCAAUAGACUUCUC